AAUCAGUUCUUUUAUCCAGACCAACAAACACACCAUAGGAGCUUUGUGGAUUCAAAGGAUUUGCUUUCGCUUCUGAAAGAGCCGCUAUUCUUUGAUGAUUGGGUAGCGGCAAACUUCAAAGCCAUAAAUCUUCCCUCUGACUGGCUGGCGGCCCAGCAAAGUCCUUAUCAAAUUCUUGGAGGUGAUCCUGAAGCGCUCAGACCGCGCGCGGGGCGAGCGAGCGGGGCGCGGGCGGGGAGGACCGGGAGGCACGCUGGGCGGCCGUUCGUCCUCGCCUUCGGGUGUCCAUGCCUCGGCGGCGGCGUCCCGCUCCGCGGCGAGCGGCCUCCAAGCUGUAGCCAUGGCCGCCGUGGCCGUCCUCCGGAACGACUCGCUGCAGGCCUUUCUCCAGGACCGCACCCCCAGCGCCUCCCCGGACCUGGGCAAGCACUCGCCCCUGGCGCUGUUGGCCGCCACCUGUAGCCGGAUCGGCCAGCCCGGCGCGGCGGCGGCUCCGGACUUCCUGCAGGUGCCCUACGACCCAGCGCUGGGCUCGCCCUCCAGGCUCUUCCACCCGUGGACAGCCGACAUGCCCGCGCACUCGCCCGGUGCGCUGCCGCCUCCGCACCCGAGCCUGGGGCUGACCCCGCAGAAAACGCACCUGCAGCCGUCUUUCGGAGCUGCGCACGAGCUGCCGCUCACGCCCCCCGCUGACCCCUCCUACCCCUACGAGUUCUCGCCGGUCAAGAUGCUGCCCUCGAGCAUGGCAGCUCUGCCUGCCAGCUGCGCGCCCGCCUACGUGCCCUACGCCGCUCAGGCCGCGCUGCCACCGGGCUACUCCAACCUGCUGCCCCCGCCUCCGCCACCACCGCCUCCGCCGCCCACCUGCCGCCAGCUGUCCCCCAACCCGGCCCCCGACGACCUCCCGUGGUGGAGCAUCCCACAGUCGGGAGCCGGGCCGGGGGUCUCCGGGGUUCCAGGGAGCAGCCUCUCCAGCGCCUGUGCUGGGGGUCCCCACACUCCGCGCUUCCCAGCCUCUGCGGCCGCUGCUGCCGCUGCAGCUGCCGCCCUUCAACGGGGCCUGGUGUUGGGCCCGUCGGACUUUGCGCAGUACCAGAGCCAGAUCGCUGCGCUGCUGCAGACCAAGGCCCCCCUGGCGGCCACGGCCAGGAGGUGCCGCCGCUGCCGCUGCCCCAACUGCCAGGCGGCGGGCGGCGCCCCCGAGGCGGAGCCGGGCAAAAAGAAGCAACACGUAUGCCACGUGCCGGGCUGCGGCAAGGUGUACGGCAAGACGUCGCACCUGAAGGCGCACCUGCGCUGGCACACGGGCGAGCGGCCCUUCGUGUGCAACUGGCUCUUCUGCGGCAAGAGCUUCACGCGCUCGGACGAGCUGCAGCGGCACCUGCGGACUCACACGGGCGAGAAGCGCUUCGCCUGCCCCGAGUGUGGCAAGCGCUUCAUGCGCAGCGACCACCUCGCCAAGCAUGUCAAGACGCACCAAAAUAAGAAGCUCAAAGUUGCUGAGGCCGGGGUUAAGCGGGAGAACACGCGGGACCUGUGAGCUACCUACACGGGGGCAUUCUGGAGGUCACUCCUGCCUUCCCAGCACCUCUGUGGGAGGUCCUGGGAACUUGACACCUCUGGGCAGCUGACAGAGUGGCGACUUAGCAAACAGACUUUCCACUGUCCGCCUCCCAAAGUGGAGGCCUGGCUCCCUGCUUCCUCCGCCCAAGGACAGAGGGAGGAGCAGGAGAGGCCCAGCUGGGAACUGGGGCCCACUGGCCAUGGUUGAGAGCCCUGGAUUAUACCAGGGUAGUUCUAAAGUUCGAAUCAUUGCCACCGCCCAGGAGACCUACAGUUUGGGGUACCACCUGGGCCUUGUAUAUAUAGGAUACGCUGCUGAAUAAAAGCGGAAGGACCGUGGGCGAUUUGAAACGGUGCUCCAGUUUUGACUAGGGCUGGUUCGGGCUUUGUACAGGUUAUUUAAAAAUAGCUUUGUUAAAGAAUAUAAUAAUUACAACAUUAAUGUUCGUUUUGUCCUCGGCUCCACGCAGAGCUACAGCAUGGUAUGUCUCUGUAAAGCGAUCAGCAGUUGCAGCGUGAAAAUAAAUACGUUAACUCCUGGGUCCCCUCGGGAAGACCCCG
Molecule: messenger RNA, 2124 nt
Organism: Castor canadensis (American beaver)
Lineage: Eukaryota; Metazoa; Chordata; Mammalia; Rodentia; Castoridae
Gene: Sp5
Product: Sp5 transcription factor
Biological process (GO): regulation of transcription by RNA polymerase II
Molecular function (GO): DNA-binding transcription factor activity, RNA polymerase II-specific; RNA polymerase II cis-regulatory region sequence-specific DNA binding
Source: RefSeq, a predicted model, not a curated record